Molecule: messenger RNA, 1862 nt
Organism: Drosophila nasuta
Lineage: Eukaryota; Metazoa; Arthropoda; Insecta; Diptera; Drosophilidae
Product: leucine-rich repeat-containing protein 15-like
Exons: 2
Coding region: 82-1713 (543 amino acids)
Molecular function (GO): protein binding
Source: RefSeq, a predicted model, not a curated record
GCGGUUGCAAGCGUCGGUUAUAAGGGAACAAAAGCGUAAUCCAGUGGAGUAUAUAUAUAGAUCUAUAUAGUAUAUAUCGUCAUGCAUAGACUAUUGCUUUCGCUGUUGCUGUUGGGAGUAGAAUGUGUGUUAGGAUUACCCGUCUAUGAUGACAACAAUAACCUCAAUGUCAGCGCCAGUUGCCCAGAUUCUACCUGCAGCCUAUCGCAACUUUCGAGCACCUUUGUGCAGCCACUGCGAUUCACAGACAACAAAGCGUUGCAGCUGGAGGAGCUGCUGCUAAGCGACUGUCAGCUACGAGCUCUGCCCGUGGAGCUGCUGCGGCAGACGCCCAAUCUUCGAGUGUUGAUGAUGCUGAACAGCAGUGUAUACCAUGUGAACAAAGAUGAUUUUCAACCAGUCAAGCAGUUAAAACAAUUGCAAUUGCAACGCAAUCACAUCUCGCAACUAAAGAACCAACAGUUUGUGCUGCUGGAGCAGCUGGAGGUGUUGCAACUGGGCUACAACAAUAUUCUAGUGGUUCGCGGACAGGCUUUUACGGGUCUCACCCAGCUUCGACUGUUGGGCCUGCAGAGCAAUGGCAUCACGGAGCUGGCAGACGAUGCAUUUGAUCCACUGCCCCAACUACUGCAUCUCGAUCUCAGCGACAAUGAGAUAACGUACAUUCAUCCACGAAUCUUUGAGCACAACACUAAACUGCAGACGCUGCUGCUCAAUGGCAACCACUUUGUUCAAUUCGAGUCGAGCACGUUGUUGCCAUUGAAAACUCUACGAUUACUCGAUCUGAGCAACUGUCAGGUGGAGGAGUUGCAGCUCGAGAGCGUUCAAAGAGUGCGCAUCGAGAGCAGCCGCUUGCAGCGCUUAAUCAUCUACGGCGGCGUUAUCAAUUUACAGGCCGGCCACAAUGAGCUGACGAAGCUUUACAUUGGCGAUAAGAGUGCCGUCAUCGAGCUCGACCUGCAGCACAAUCUGCUGGAUGGCAAUGCCACUUCCACGCUGCUCGACGGCAUGUGGAAUCUGCAACGUCUCGAUCUCUCUAAAAACAACAUUGACUCACUCUCGCCCGCAAACAACUCUCUGCGUCUGCUGCUGCCCAGUCUCACACAACUGAAUCUCGCCUACAAUCAGUUGGAGGAACUAUCAUCAAUGCUGCCCUAUCGCCUGACUAAACUGGACAUAUCCUACAAUCAUCUAAUCUCAGUGACGGCCGCCAACUUUGCAACUCUUCCAAAUUUACAGCAACUCAAUGUACAGGAUGUUCGACUGACAGACUUCGACUACAAGUUGUUUCAUCAACAGCAUCCAAAGUUCCAGGAGCUUGGAGUGUGCGACAGUGACUACAGAUUCAUGCACAUACUAGCCACAUUUUUCACCGAUCGUGGCAUCCAUCUGCCGGUGCCGUGCAAUCAUCACAAACCGAGCAGUGAACAGAUCACAAGGGAGCCACAAUUGCAGCCGGCGACUGAGGCACAGUGUGGUCCUAUAGCUGGCGUCAGUGGCAUUCAUCCAUAUUGGACGACCCGGGACGUUUUAGCGUUUGUAACGCUUGUGGUGGUAUUUGUCAUACUACUGAUUCAGCUAUAUCACAUUCUGGAAGAGGAGGGUUGUGUGCGUCGCAUGCGGCAGCGGCUGCGGGGCAGGCCGCAAAUGGUCAAUGGCACUCACAGCAACAGACGCCUCAAUGAGGAGGACUCAGAAACAUCGAGUGCAUAGCUGUGAGAGCAUUCAGCCACAGACAUAAACUUAAACGCACAAACUAUUGGCUAGCACAAGGUAAAUCAAAUAGAAACUUGCAAAGAUUAUUGUGAUUCAUUGAUUAAAUAAAAUAUAUUAAACACGCAAAUUAAAUCUAAUACUUAUUU